Molecule: messenger RNA, 4307 nt
Organism: Colletotrichum scovillei
Lineage: Eukaryota; Fungi; Ascomycota; Sordariomycetes; Glomerellales; Glomerellaceae
Exons: 4
Coding region: 310-2154 (614 amino acids)
Source: RefSeq, a predicted model, not a curated record
CAGGACGGUCGUCCGGGAUUCCUUCACCUCACACCACGAGCUUCCGACGCCCACACGACGAUUUCAAGAUCCGCCUUUGUGCAUUUGUCUAGUUCAGCACAGCGUCUCUGUAUAACAACGUGUUAGACGAGCUUACAACUACUUCUCUCCAAAGAACAUAGAAAUCGCGUCGAAACGAGGUUAAAAAUCAAAGAAGGAAAAAGCACACGACGAGACUUUUCCCCAAACCAAAGAAACAAAACAACAACAACACACCCCAAAUGUCGCAAAGAUAGAAGACCUACCCACCGAACCUCACAGAUUCAAGCGAUGCCGAGCUUCUUCCAAUUCACCCAAGGCAACGAGUCCCGCACCCGCCUCACGAGCGACGCCUCCCCGCUGCUGGGCCGUUUCCGCGCCGUACCCCCGCGAUCCGACGUCCCCGGCCGCCGCCGCCGCUCCAGCACCCUUGGCUUGUUCACGUCUAACAACCGUGGAAGCGUAUACGUCGGCUACGGCGCGCUUCUGUCCGCCUCGGGGCUCGAGAACCACGAUAAUGAUGCUGCAAGGGGCGGCGACUGGGAGGACUUGAGCGCGUGGGCGCGCACCUGGCGCAAGAUCUCCAACGUCUGGGUCGAACCGAAGCAGAGUGCCGUCAAGGGCGUUGUCGACGUGUGGUGGAGUCGGUAUGGAGUCUUGGUGCUGAUGCCUGCUGUUCUGGCUAUUGCGUGGUGUGCGAUACCGUUCCCAAAGUACUCCUUUCCCGGCGAGGAUGACGAUGAUCGAAGUGAGCCCCUGCCAGGGUCUGGGCGUAAGAUACCCGGCCACGGAGAAGCAAGAGUUCAGAUCAAUUUUUGGUUCUUUCUCUUCGUGUACUACGGUUUCUACAACAUUACGGCUCUGAUAUGGAUCACCAAGGUCUUCAACUUGUACAGCUUGAACUGGUGGCCGCAAUCCUUUGGCUUUCCCGUUACGAUGUCCAUUAUCGCCCUCAUCUCGAUAGCAGUCCCUAUCCCCAUCUACCUGGUCCCAGAGACGCGCUUCCUCACCGCUCACAACACGGCCUGGAUUUCCUGGACCUUCAUCGUCAUGGCCAUGCCAGUUGCCAUUGCCUUUUGCAUCCUCCUUACCUCCCAGCGUCACCUGAAGCUGCGCCAGUCGCUCUCCGAGACCCAACGCAUCUUCACCACGUCCUGGUGGACGGGCGAGGCCGAAGGGAGCAUCCCCCGUCGCGAUAAUCGCCGGCGGCCGAAUCUCAGCAGCGAUGCCUUUGACCCGGACGCGACGCUCCAGGUCGCCGCUGAGCAGUCUCGCAAUAUGGGCGGCGUUAGGAUGCGCCGUAGGUGGCUUCCCGCCAGCUUCGUCCGCUUCAUCUGGUUCUGCUUGGCCCUUUUUGUCGGGCUCAUGGCGUACGUCAUAGGAGAGGCCUACGCUGAGAUUUACCUGCGCACGCUGCCUCACAACAACUUGGAGACCAUCGUGUACGUCUACAGCUGGAUCAUCACGGUUCAUUUACUUGAUGCUCUCACGGGCUGGCUUCUGGGUAUCCGCGAGGGCGAACGAGUGGGGAGCUACCCCCUGAGUUGGGUCUUCAAACUAUACUUUAUGCUCACCUACCAAACCUACGUCCGCGCUCUGUACGCGCGCCUCCGCUCCCCGGAACAGUUCAUCUACCUCCAGAUCCUCUCCAGCAGCACGCUCAUCAUCCUCACCCCGCUCACAAUGUCCCGCCUCUACCACCGCAUCACCGUCGCCCUUAACUUCACGGACCAGUCCUACGCCUCGUACCAAAAAGUUUGCACCCGCAACGUCUUCAUCCGCUUCCUCGCCGAGAACGUCUCCAUGGCCGCCUUCCUCGGCAGCGUGCUGGUCCUGCACUUUGGGCCCAACAAGGACGUCUACCCAUACUUCGCCUUUGACGGGAAAGUGACGGGCGACGACUACGACUACGAUUUUCGUCUCACCUUUUGGGCCUCGUCCGUCACCUGGGCCUGCGAGCUCGUCGCCUCCGUCAUCGUACGCGGGCUCAUCAGCUGGUUCUUCGGCGUCGAUGUCGGUAUGGAGGGCAAGCUUGACCUCGCCGUGUGGCCGGAGCUGCUCCCGACGAGCGUGGCUGUCAUGUUCCACGUCCUGCAGAACAUGUUCUUCUCCAUCAUCCGGCUGCAGUUCCACUGAUGGAAAGGAAGCGGAACAAUCAGACGCAAACGCCCUCAACCCCAAACUCGGCUGGUUCCCGCUGGCUUUCUCUUCGGCUCCUACAUGCCGAUAUCGCCCUAUCUUAUCACCAUUACAUCGAACGGUUUCCCCCAUUGCAGAGGCGUUAUCCGAACUCUCAUUGAGCGCCUUCAUUUCUUUCGGCAAGAGAUUGCACUCUGUCCAGGGUGUGUAACACGGCAUUCUGGGUUACUUUUUCCUUCUCUCUCAGCAUCGAGCGAUACCAACAAUAACCGGCGUACGACUUUUUCUUUCUUUCUUUCAUGGAUGGAUAACGAACAACUUUCUUUCUCUUUCGCAUACCUUGGGCGUACAUGUUGUUCUUUAUUCUGUUCUCUUGCCGCGUCUGCGUUUUUGGCUAAUUGGUGCGGAAAGAACCAAGAAAGAUACCCCCACUUCCUCGUCUCGUUUCCUCCCUCUUUUUAAUACCCCAUACUCGCUCAUGGUUUCCACGUUUUAUUAGAUUAGAGAUACCAAAAACUCAUCAGUUCCCUUCCUUGGCAUGAUUGUUACGAAAGAUCGGUUACUAGUUUUCUUUUCUGGGGGGUAGAAAGAAAGAUAGAAUGUUAAUACUUACGUAGAGAUUAAUGAUCAACAUGUUAGACGACCCAACAAUCACUUUGGUGACUUAAUUUGACCGCUUUGAUGAAUAUACAUGACCUGCAGGAAAACAAGAGGCGAAUGAAUAAGAGUGACUAUCUACUUACAGAGUAAACUAAAUCAGUGUAGAGUUGGAAAAAGAGAAAACGCAAUACUGCCAAAGCCGUUGAGUCGCGCAGUCUGCUUCUUGUCUCCAAAGAUCCUCAUUCAAUCGGCCAUCUAGGAAGCUCAUUGGCGCCGUCAAAAUCGAAAUCGGCUACCUGCAUGAUGUCGUCCUACCACCACACUCCUCCGUCUUGGAGCCAUGACACACGCGGUCGACACCCUCUUCAUCCAGAGCAUCGCGACUCGGUCAAGCUUUGGUGCGGCUCGCUCUGGCCACUCGUGGAAACCGAAGCCGCUGAACGGUCUCUGUAGAGUCCCGACAGAUCCCGUGGAACCAGCGAGCUUCAUUCCGGUUUUGGGUAGGGCCGGCCACAGCGGUAACCGUGGUUGCGUCGGCGAGACGACGCCGUUGCCUAACAGGCAGAGAGAGAGAAAAAGCAAAGAAACAUCAUCAGCGCGCAGAAUUGGUCCACGGAUAGCCGCUUUCCCCGGACGAGUUGGAAUGGGGGCUGAUUGCAGCCGGCCAACAGCCAUCAGAGAUACCAAUGCCACCUGGCACGAAUAGGACAUCGACCCAAUAGUCUCUGACUGCAUCUUCCCUACAAAGAUUCGAGCGACGUCAGCAAAUAGUUACCCACAGUUGCAUAUUCUUCUCCUAGGCCUUUUCCUUCUUUCUCCAGAUCACGGAGCCAAUGACACCAGACUCGGACAGUAGCGGUGAGGAAUAGGUCGCUCGAUGGUCGGCCAUGAAAGACUGACUCAUUUGCAUCGACUACCCGCUAGCGGCGCCGGAGCUACGGCAUCAUCAAGCUUCUCAAGGCCAAACGGAAAGGGUAGGGGCCGUCAAUAAGGCAUCCGGUUGUGAAAACUUGCUGCCGUGAGGUUGCGUCAACGGGUCCGUUUCCACCUGUGCCGGAGCGUUUUGGACGCCGCUAAUGCACCCAAUUUUGGUCGCCGCUGGCCCCGGGCAUGUGAAGCUUUCCGUCUCAUGUUGCGGCUACGAUAAUCCCCGGCUCGUAUAGGAAGUGCUUCCACAGUUUGUUCCGGACUCAUAGUGUUGGCCUGUUGCAGGGAAUUCCUGAUGACUACCGGAUGACCGAGAGAGCCCGUUAUGUUUCGUUGGGAAAGGCAAUUGUUCUUAGUAUUCUACAGAGGUAUAUUAGUUCCAAAGAACCCGAGGAGAGACCUUUUGCCCGGCAAAGACACCAAGGUACAGCGGCUGACAUCUCUGUCCGAGCCGCCCGAUGAAAUCGAGUUCCACUGUCCGUGGGGAGGCCGCGUCUUGUCCUUGGCUUGAACGGGGCCUGAUGGCAAAUCGAUGACAAAAAAAUAUGUUGAUUUCGGCCACUCAGCAGAAGGGCCAGGGGUGGCACUGUUUAAAUGCGUUUGGCGGAAUGGCUUCCGACCUG